GUUUUAAAGGCCGACUAAGCUCUCACACACGCUUACACACACACAUCCUCAUCAUCUUCAUCAUCAGUGCUAUUGCAUCAGGGUGCUGUGAGAGAAUUCCCUGCGCCCGGAGGAUGCGCUUUGGAUACCGCACCUGAAAACAGGGAAGCCUUGUAGCACAUGGGCUCAGUGAGGACAUUCAGUUCAGGUCUACAUGAAGCGCUGGAGGAGGCUGUAAAUCUUUUUUAGUAUUUUUUUGUUGUUGUUGUUGCAAUUUUGGUGGAGUCUCAGGGUAAGGCGGAAACCUAGAUUACAAAUAUUGUUAGACUGGAAGUGAUAAAUACCGCUGAGCCGCUCCACUGAACUGCUAUUUUCAUUCCUAUUGGGAUAUGAAUGCUCUUAGUUUAUUAUAAAACUCUGCAGUCACAUUGACUAGUUUGAUUAAAAUAAUCGAAAUUGAAAGCUGGACUUUCACAUUUCACAUUUCCAUCGCCUGUGCUAUCUGUAUUUGUUAUAAUAAUCUCCACGUAUCUGGGUGAAAGACGCAGGGGAUGCUGUUCAUCUCUGUAGCUCUGCUGCUCCACACUGAGUAAAACCCUGUGCCGGUUAUUUAAGCCCUCUUAAACAGAGACAAAUCUGCUGUCGUCCCUCCCCGCCGACAGUACUGCUCUCGCUUGCCUUUCUCGCCAAGGCUGCAAAUCACAGUGCGCUCGAAACCCAGACUUCACCAACACAGUCUUCUCCAAGCCCUUUCUCCACCUACACUGAGUGGACAUGACGGACGGACCGAGACACCGAGGGAGCGCGGCUGCUGCCGCCGGGGAAGAAGCGACACAAGCCGGGAAAGCAGAAGGACAAUCAUCCGUGGCUCUGAAGAAGGAGAUCGGGCUUGUGAGCGCCUGCGGGAUUAUUGUCGGUAACAUCAUUGGCUCGGGGAUCUUCGUCAGUCCUAAGGGUGUGCUGGAGAAUGCUAGCUCCGUGGGGCUAGCACUUAUCGUCUGGAUCAUUACAGGUGUCAUCACUGCUAUCGGCGCUCUCUGCUAUGCUGAACUGGGGGUCACCAUCCCUAAGUCUGGUGGUGACUACUCUUAUGUCAAGGACAUCUUCGGUGGACUGGCAGGGUUCCUGAGAUUAUGGAUUGCUGUCUUGGUGAUCUACCCCACCAACCAAGCAGUCAUUGCUCUCACUUUCUCCAACUAUGUUCUGCAACCUCUCUUCCCCACCUGCUUCCCACCAGAGAACGGCCUUCGCCUACUCGCAGCCCUCUGUCUCUUGCUGCUGACUUGGGUGAACUGUGCGAGCGUGCGCUGGGCCACACGUGUACAGGACGUGUUCACGGCUGGGAAACUGCUGGCCCUCAUCCUUAUCAUCAUCAUGGGCAUUGUACAGAUCUGCAAGGGUGACUAUUACUGGCUGGAGCCAGUCAAUGCCUUUGAGCCGUUUCAGGACUAUGAUGUCGGUCUGAUAGCUCUAGCAUUUCUUCAAGGCUCUUUUGCUUAUGGAGGUUGGAAUUUCCUUAACUAUGUGACAGAGGAGCUGGUCGAUCCCUAUGUGAACCUGCCUCGUGCAAUCUUCAUCUCCAUCCCUCUGGUGACUUUUGUUUAUGUGUUUGCUAACAUUGCCUACGUCACUGCCAUGAGCCCUCAGGAGCUGCUGGCCUCCAAUGCUGUUGCUGUGACGUUUGGUGAGAAGCUGUUGGGAGUGAUGUCAUGGAUCAUGCCCAUCUCGGUGGCUCUGUCCACCUUUGGGGGGGUCAACGGCUCCCUCUUCACCUCCUCUCGGUUGUUCUUUGCUGGUGCCAGAGAGGGCCAUCUCCCCAGCCUGCUAGCUAUGAUCCAUGUGAAGCGCUGCACACCUAUUCCUGCUCUACUCUUUACUUGUAUCUCGACCCUUCUGAUGCUGUGCACUAGUGACAUGUACACACUUAUCAACUAUGUGGGCUUCAUCAACUACCUCUUCUAUGGUGUGACAGUCGCCGGGCAGAUUGUCCUGCGCAUCAAACAGCCUGACAUGCCACGACCAAUCAAAGUCAGCCUAGUGUGGCCAGUGAUCUAUCUGCUGUUCUGGGCCUUCCUGCUGGUCUUCUCUCUGUACUCUGAACCUGUGGUUUGUGGCAUUGGCUUGGCCAUUAUGCUCACUGGUGUGCCCGUCUACUUCCUGGGCGUCUACUGGGACAACAAGCCCCAGUGCUUCAACACAUUUGUGGAUAAGAUGACGUACCUGGGCCAGAAGUUCUGUGUGGUGGUCUAUCCAGCAGAGGACGAGAAACCUGAAGACGGCUGCGGGGAAGAGGGGAUAGAGAUGAAGGAGGAGUCUGCUCCUCUGUCUGCAGCAGACAGUGCAACACCAAACUCAGCCAGUUGCUGAACACAAGAAUGCAGACACACACACAGUGCCCGACUGAUACAGAUCCACACUGGUAAAAUGGGUGUGAACUCGUAAAGCACACACUAGUAAGCCUUUUUCGAUUGCUGCAUCUGCCUUUGCACAUCUGCAGGGUUGUCAUUUUCUAACGGAGUGAGGUACACUGAGGUAGAGGUUAGAGGUGAGAGAUGUAAAAGUGAGCUUCUGUAAAAUAAGGCAAAAUAAGAUCAUAAACCAUCAAAACUAAAAAUUGUACAUAAGACACUGCUAUUUUGGUAAUGUCUGAUUUGUAAUACAGAAUUAAAUCCACACUCGUUGUUGAUGUAUAAAUCCAACUAAAAUUAUUUUAAUAUCCACAGUCUAGCAUUGUACCUCUCAUCCUCUGACCUCAAGUACUCCUCCACCUUUUUUUUUUACUACAGAUGUAGUCAAUGUAAAUGUACUACAGCUCUUCAUCCACACACACAAACACACACACACACACACACACACACACACACACACAAAUACACACACACAUACAAAACACACACUAUAAAUAUAUAUUUAUAUAUGCCACAUCCAGCUCCACAGAGUGUCCGCUUAGUGCAGUAUUAGUCUUUCACAUUCUACAAAAUCAUCUUUAGUGUUGUAUGAACAUGCCAGAGUAUUUUGAUUCCAAUAUUUCAUAUUAGAUUCAGCUGCACAAUACACUAAGAACCGUUUUUUGAUUUUAGAUUUUUUUGUUUUAAUUCCAAAAUGUUUUUUAUCCAUAAUUAUGAUGUUUUGUUAUUAUUGUUAUUAUUACUUUGUGUCAUUUUCAGUCAAUGCUUUUAUUUUGUUUUUUAUCCAAUUGAUAACUCUGGGAUUUUCUUUUCAAGCUUGAGAUAGUAUCUAUAAAAUAUAUAUAUUUAAGAACCACAUUUUGUGGCUUAGAGUAGUUUUCUACCAGAGUCUUUGUCUGGUGUGAGUACAAUUCUAUCGCUUUUAAUGGCCUUAAUUAUAAUACUUGGAUAAUAUGCCUGUAUUUUGGCAUUCAUGUUAUCACUUUUUUUUUUUUUUUAUCACCACUGAACAAUAAUUUUUUUGAAGAUUUUUUUGAAGAUAAAACAGUUUACAAAAAACAAAAAAAGGCUCUGAAAUUCUAUGCUGACUGCUGACUUGCUUAAUAGAAUUAACCGAAUUAACAGCAUACAUAAUUUUACUGCUGAUUUUCUUUUAUAUUCACACACCCUGAAGUAUAAGUCACAAUCUAAACACUCAUAUGCAUGUGUUCGAUUGUAAAUUAAAUGAACUAAAUAUGUUUUAAGUAAUUUCAUGUGAGUAAAAAGGAUGUAUUUUCAUGUGAAGUAGUUUAUCUUUAGUUUAUUUUUCGAAAAAGGAAAAUGACAAAGAGUAAGGGAGUGCUAUAUUUUUGUUCUUGACAUGAUUGUGGAAAAGACACGAAUAUAUAAAAACAAAAUAGAGGACUGUAUAAAUGAGUACUUGAGUACUAAACAUGUAUUCAGAGUCAGAUAAAUCAUAAUAUUCAUAUUACUCUAAAAUAAUACAGAUGUAUUAUAGGUGUUAAUGUAGGUGCAAUAACUUGACUAACUUUAACUGACCAAGCUAGCCCUUCUCUUCACCUUCUAUGUCACAUUAUAUCUGUGCUGCCACUGUAAAUAAAAAAUGAAGGUAUACGCAGUUGACUGUGCUUAUAUUGUCCAUAUUUGCUAUUGUGAGAUGCCAUUUGUUUAACAGGGUUUCAUGUAGGAUUAUAUUCUCCCAUGUCCAAAAUCCUACAUAAUAUAUACAUUUUGCUACCCAAAACUCUGUUCAGUCUUACUGUAGCCCGAUACUUUUAGUCUUUACAAAGAUUUGAAUACAUCAUAGAUGUAUUCGAGUGAUUGAGAUAACAUGAGACACACUUUUUCAUGAUUUCACAGAUUUUUUACUUUUUUUAAAAAAAAAUAAAAUAAUAUGACAGAGGUGCAAUCAUUCAGAUGUACUUCCUAACAAUAGCAAAAGUGGACAGAAAGGUUCAAAGUCUGCUGUUGUGUGUAAAAAUGUCAUGAUGUUCGUGGUCACAGGGUCUUUGUCUAUGUGCCUACGUAGUGAUGUCACAAUUUUACCUAAUUAAUACUCUUGAAAAAUGAUCACCACUAAAAUGAGUGCCAGUUGUUCCCCUUAUGUAUAAAUAUAGUAAAUGUGUGUAAGUGCUGUAUAAACAAGCAAUAGAAUGUUUAGUGACUUUCAGGACACAUCUUAAGUCUCACAGUAAAAGAAAGAAACACCAUUAAAACAACUUUAUCCAUGCUUAUAAA
Molecule: messenger RNA, 4625 nt
Organism: Pangasianodon hypophthalmus (striped catfish)
Lineage: Eukaryota; Metazoa; Chordata; Actinopteri; Siluriformes; Pangasiidae
Gene: slc7a8a
Product: solute carrier family 7 member 8a
Exons: 11
Coding region: 754-2346 (530 amino acids)
Biological process (GO): amino acid transmembrane transport; neutral amino acid transport
Cellular component (GO): membrane
Molecular function (GO): L-amino acid transmembrane transporter activity; neutral L-amino acid transmembrane transporter activity
Source: RefSeq, a predicted model, not a curated record